CGGAAGCCGGAAGUGCGGCUGGCGCAGCAGGCCAGCAUGGAAGAAUUCCAAGAUGCGAGCUCACCUGAGGAGCUGCUGAAUCACCUGAAGCUGUCGGAGCAGCAGCCCCCGGAGGCUGCCCCCGGAGGUGCCCAGGGCUGUGGCAGUGCCCCGUGCCCGGGCCAGCCCCCAGCAGAGGAGAGCUUCCACGACUGCCACGACUCCCUGGAGCCCAAGGGAGCCGUGCUGGACGGUGAAGGGAAUGUGCAGGAGGACGGGAGCAGCUCCAGGAAGCAGACAGAGCUAGAUGAAGAGUACUUGCUAGAGCUAGAGAAGGACAUGCCAGAGGAGGAGAAACAGAAAAGAAGAAAGGAGAGCACGGGGCUGAAGGAGAAAGGAAAUGAGCACUUCAAGAAAGGAGACUAUGGAGAGGCAGAAGACUCCUACAGCAAGGCUCUGCAGAUCUGCCCAGCCUGCUUCCAGAAGGACAGGGCUGUGCUGUUCUCAAACAGAGCUGCUGCAAAAAUGAAACAGGACAAGACAGAGGCUGCCCUGAGUGACUGCACCAAAGCUGUUGAAUUAGACCCUCACUACGUCAGAGCUUUGCUGAGGAGAGCAGAACUCUAUGAAAAAACAGAAAAAUUAGAUGAAGCUCUGGAAGAUUAUAAGGCAGUCCUAGAAAAAGACCCAUCAGUUCAUCAAGCCAGAGAAGCUUGCAUGAGAUUACCACAGCAAAUUGAGGAGAGGAAUGAAAAAUUAAAGAAAGAAAUGUUGGGCAAACUGAAGGAUCUGGGCAAUUUGGUCCUGCGCCCCUUUGGCCUGUCAACAGAGAACUUCCAGGUCAAACAGGAUUCAUCAACCGGCUCCUACUCCAUCAAUUUUGUUCAAAACCCCAACAACAACAGAUAACGUGGAUUCCGUGUGGCUCUGCACCAACAACACCCUCCAGCCCCAGGGCAAGCAGAGACUCAGCAUUUCCAGCUUGUGACAUUAUUUGCAAUGUGGAUGUAAAGCAACUCAUUCAACCUCUCAUAGUGAUAACUGUGUCCAGUGUGUGAUUUAUUCUUUUUUUUUAUAUUUUUUCCCCUUCCUUUGCGGUGUUUGGCCCUUCCAAGAGGCAGUUCCUUGGUUUGGCCCAGUCAGUGCUGGCAGCAGCACUUCAGGGGAAUGCAGAGGCUGGAACAAAGGCUGGUGGUGUCCUGGGGAUGGGGAAAUCCCCCCCUCAGCUGGGUGGGACUGGGCACAGCUCUGCCCUGGAAUCGUGGAUCUGCUAAUAAAGGCUUGGUACUUCUG
Messenger RNA from Prinia subflava (tawny-flanked prinia), 1272 nucleotides. It is a transcript of the gene TTC1, whose product is annotated as tetratricopeptide repeat domain 1. Gene Ontology annotation, molecular function: protein binding. Bases 37 to 888 code for a protein of 283 amino acids. The record is from RefSeq and is a predicted model, not a curated record. NCBI's taxonomy places the organism in Eukaryota, Metazoa, Chordata, Aves, Passeriformes, Cisticolidae. The transcript is spliced from 8 exons.